This is a messenger RNA of Ectocarpus sp. CCAP 1310/34, 2856 nucleotides long. NCBI's taxonomy places the organism in Eukaryota, Phaeophyceae, Ectocarpales, Ectocarpaceae. The record is from the annotation of a GenBank genome assembly.
AUGGAUCGAGUGAUCGAGGGAUACAAUCAAGCUGCCGCCGCCGCCGCCGCCGCCGCUGCUGCUGCUACUGCUAGUGGAAGGGUUGAUUCACAUGAUGCUGAGGAGGACGAAGACCGGUUGGAGCAAACUGCCCGCACGUCCAUACUAGCCCUCAUGUACGCAGCACCAAAGAGACUACCCUCUGCUGGAAACUCGGCUUCUCCUUCUUCUGCCACAGCCGGGUUUGAUCUUCGUGCUGUUUUCAACUCGUUAGGAGGAGCGCCCGCCGGCGACACCGCCUUGCUCCGCGCGGGGGACCUUCAAGCCGCGCUCGUAAGACUAUGCCGGGAGGACAGCAGCCGCACGAGUUCGGCCACGACGGCGGCAUUGCCAAGCGCUGGUGUCUUAGACGGCGCAGCUGCUAGGGUCGCGGCCCGAGUGGUCGGCACCAGCGAAGGCGUCGAUUUUCGGCGCUUCGAAGACUGGAUUAUGCCCCCACGAGGGUUCGAGGAAGUCCGACGCGUCCUGAUCGAGCUCGUGGAGGAGGGUUCUGCGCUCGGACUCACGGCGGCCGAGCUGUUUCUGCAGCUGGACGAAGGCGCUCAGCACGAGGGGAUUGGCAGCCGCGAGCUAAAGAAAGGGCUGGCCUCCUUGAGCGUUCAUCUUACCGAAACCGAGGUCGAGAUGGUCAUGUCCGGCGCGGGUUCUUGUUCCACCGGUGGUGGCAUCGACGAGCGGAAUCAAUCUGGCAAGGAUCGACUAAUAAUGACCUUGCAAGAGUUUUCAGCCCUUGUCCAUAACCCGCUCGAACAGCCGCAACGGGCAAUACCGGUCACUGCCACUGGUUCUGCUGCAUGUGCCUUCGAAGCGAACAAGUCUCCGCAGGGAGCGGAACCUAGCAACGAAAGAAGGCACACCACCAACACCGACAGCGCUGCCGCGGCGGAAGAUGGCGACGGGUGUGUGACACCCGACAGCCUCGCGCCGAGAAUGUCGUUGUCAGAGCUGCACGCGUUGGACGACGGGAAGGACAGCGGCGGCGGCAGCGCGUACGCGGGCGGUCCCGCCACCUCUAACUCCACCGCGGCGCACGUGGAGGCGUUCGGGCGGGUCGCCGCCGAUGUGCAGGCGGUGCUCGCUACCGCCGUCUCUGGUAGCGUAACGGGACGCAGCGGGUCAGGUACCGUUGGGCAGGAUGGGUGUUCCUCUAGUACUGACGGUAAGCGUGGCGGGCAAGGAGGUUCAAACAGCAAGGACAGGAGACCCCCGGUGCCUUCCCCGAACUCGUCAGCGGGCCCGGCGGCCAUGGAGGCGUGUGCCGCCGACAGUCGAAACCGAGUCGGGGUCGCGGACAGAAACCCUGGUGAGGAAGAGGGGAAGAGGGAGAAGAAGGAAGAGGAAGGAAAACAGGGUGGAGAGGAGCAAGAAAGUCCCUCGCAAACACCAACAAGCAGCAGAGUAUCCACGAACGCCUCACACUCCUCCCCGUUCCCGCGCGCGGGCGCUGUAACACCUCCGUUCGGACCGGCACGGUCGCCCUCGGAGCCUCUCCACCCGACCCGGGCGUCUCGGGAAAGGCUGGAAGCGGCCCUGGAGGGUCUCGAUCUCAAAGAGCGCUUGCGGCCGACCACGACCGUUGGAGGAAACAACGCUGACAACGGCAGCGACGAUCCUACCAGCUCCCUCGGCUCGCGUAGGAGAAGCUCCCACAGGAGCGCCGGGGCGCGGCUACCUGCCGAAGGUACUGGCGGAGAGGCACGACAAGCGUCGUCGCAGCGGCGUGCGAGCUCUGUCGGCGGUAGAAGAUGGCGGCCCGGAACCUCGUCUUCCGUGGCGAAGGUUGCCGUCGGUACCUCCGCAAGCCCGGCAGCGUUUUCAUCACGCCGCUUGGCGUCAGACGUUGUAGGUGGUGGGGUCGGCAGCAGCAAUAGGAGACCCGUGGCGGGAAGGCGGAGGAUAGCGACAGGGGUCGACGAGAAAGGUUCACGUACCGAUCGGUUGUCCACCUCGAGAAGUGGAGCGGCUGGGCCGGAACAGCGGCACGUAGAUUUGACCGCGGCAGAAGGGGCCCGGAACCCUGAAUACGACGGAGGGUCCGAGGGCGCGCCGGAGGUUAUAGGAGGUCUCCGGGCCAAGGUCGCCGAGCUGGAGCUUGCGGAGCAUCUCCUCCGGUGCGAGCUAGACGGAGCGCGCGCAGACCUCGUUUCGGAACGGCGGCGGGCCGAGGAGGAGUCGCGGAGAGAGGCGGCCAGGGCCAAGGAGCGGGAGCGCGUGCUGCAGGCAAGGAUGGGCGCGCGGCUAAGGGCGGCAGAGGCCGAGGCGGCAGCAACAGCGAAACAGAUGGCCGACUUCAAGCGGUGGCAACGAGCAUGCUUGGCCACCAGACGGCCGCACAAAGAGAGCCGGGGUGGCGACAACGGCACCUACUCAGCCGGCGGAAGCGAGCGCGGUGAUGGUAGUGCUGGUCCCGGAAUCAGCAGCAGUAGCGGGUGGGCGCAGCGGCGAGCAAGGAGACGGAUAGUGCCUCCGGGUGACGCAGGGGGCGGCGUCGGUGGCGAUCGGGGCGGUGACAGGAGCGCGGCCGCCGCAGCGGCGAAGCUUCGGGACGAGCUGGCGUCUUGCCGCAAGAAGCUCGACGUCGCGACCGCGGACGUGUACAGGCUGAAGAAAGAGGUAUCUGCUGCUUCGGGCAAGAAGGGUGGCAGUAGGUGCGGCGACUGCCACCGGGCCGAGGAGUGGGGAGGAGGAGGGGGCCACGUGGCGAAGGAGAUGGGAGAGGGCAAGAAGAGCGCUAGGCCAGGCAAAGCCUGCCUCGUUUGCGGCGAACGCGGUCGAAGCAGGUGUGAACGAAAGGGGGUGGUUUAUUCCGUCCAUUGA